UCGCUUUUCUCAAUCGACUUGAAUUAUAACAGAAAAGGAAAAAAAAAAAAAAAAAACAACCAAAUCUUGGGUUCCCUUUGAAGGAGAAAUCAAAACCUAAUCUCAACAAUGGCUUUCAGUGUUACAUCUUCUUCUUCUGCAUCUACGAUUUCUGCUACCAAUUUUUCUCGUUCAACUUCUUCCUCCGAGUUCAAAGUAAUGGGUUUUUGGUUUUCAGCUCCACAAUUCGGUUCUUUUCGGUCGUUGGAUCGCUCGUCGGCGGUGGCGGUGGCGGUUAAUUUGUCUACACGGCGGUCGCCAGUGAAGCCAGUAAGCGCGGAGUCUAAGAGGAAUGACUCAAUUGUACCUCUGGCUGCAACUAUUGCUGAGCCUGAGUUGGCGGAGAAAAUAGAGGUGGAGGAUUUUGAGCAGUUGGCUAAGGAACUUGAAAAGUCUUCUCCUUUGGAGAUUAUGGAUAAAGCACUGGAGAAAUUUGGCAAUGAUAUCGCUAUUGCUUUCAGUGGUGCUGAGGAUAUUGCUUUGAUCGAGUAUGCAAAGCUGACUGGUAGACCCUUUAGGGUGUUCAGUCUGGACACUGGGAGGUUGAACCCUGAAACAUAUAGGUUCUUUGACACAGUUGAGAAGCACUAUGGCAUCCGAAUUGAGUACAUGUUUCCUGAUGCUGUUGAAGUUCAAGCAUUGGUAAGGAGCAAGGGGCUAUUCUCUUUCUACGAGGAUGGGCACCAGGAGUGCUGCCGUGUGAGGAAGGUGAGACCUUUGAGGAGAGCUCUUAAGGGUCUACGUGCCUGGAUCACUGGCCAAAGGAAAGAUCAGUCCCCGGGCACUAGGUCUGAAAUUCCUGUUGUCCAGGUUGACCCAGUUUUUGAAGGAUUGGACGGCGGGGCUGGCAGUCUGAUCAAGUGGAAUCCAAUGGCAAAUGUUGAUGGCGAGGAUGUAUGGAAGUUCCUUCGAGCCAUGGAGGUGCCUGUGAAUUCAUUGCAUGCUCAAGGGUACAUCUCUAUUGGCUGCGAGCCUUGCACAAAGCCUGUUCUUCCAGGCCAACAUGAGAGAGAGGGAAGAUGGUGGUGGGAGGAUGCUAGAGCUAAGGAAUGCGGCCUUCACAAAGGAAAUUUAAAACAGGAUGAUGUUGCCCAACAUAAUGGCAACGGAAAUGGAGCUGCCCAUUCAAAUGGAUCUGCUGCAGUUGCUGAUAUUUUCAACUCCCAAAGUUUGGUAAAGUUGAGCAGGACUGGAAUUGAGAACUUGUUGAAAUUAGAGAACAGGAAGGAGCCGUGGAUAGUUGUUCUAUAUGCUCCAUGGUGCCAAUUCUGCAAGGGAAUGGAAGAAUCCUAUCUUGAAUUGGCUGAUAAGUUGGCAGGAAGCGGAGUGAAGGUGGGGAAAUUCAGGGCAGAUGGUGAUGAAAAGGAGUUUGCCAAGAAAGAAUUGCAGCUAGGAAGCUUUCCUACAAUACUAUUAUUCCCUAGGCACUCCUCUAAACCUAUCAAGUACCCCUCUGAGAAAAGGGAUGUAGAUUCAUUGAUGACUUUCGUCAAUGCUCUAAGGUGAUGGAAACCAAAACAUUAAUCGAGUUAUAGGCGGUUGAAUUUACUUGAACACAGAAGUCGGAAGAUUCAUGAGGUCCAGGGUGACCUCACUAGGACAAGGGAAAUAAUGGAGGAGGCAGCAAAAGUCUCGACCUCAAGCAUAACUUCAUUGUUUGCUACUUCCAGCCAUGGAAAUAUAAUCUACCUCGGUCUUCUUGUAUAGUGUCGGUACAUACUUCUCCCUUUUUUUUUUUUUUUUUUUUUGUAUGUUCCAAGUUGUAAGAGUCGUUUUUGUCUUCUUCAGGCUAGAAUUUUGAUUUUGGUUCUUAGAGUGAUCUGUAUGUGGAAAUGAGAAGUAGAGUUGUUAUUGAACAUUGUUGUCCCAAUUAUGAACCAAUACGGUCGUCAUCUUAGCUUUCAGCCGUGAAUUUUUUCA
Messenger RNA from Ricinus communis (castor bean), 1959 nucleotides. Its product is annotated as 5'-adenylylsulfate reductase 3, chloroplastic. Gene Ontology annotation, molecular function: phosphoadenylyl-sulfate reductase (thioredoxin) activity. The record is from RefSeq and is a predicted model, not a curated record. Bases 109 to 1545 code for a protein of 478 amino acids. Lineage: Eukaryota; Viridiplantae; Streptophyta; Magnoliopsida; Malpighiales; Euphorbiaceae. The transcript is spliced from 4 exons.